UCCUUACAGGUUCUGUGGACUUGCUAAUGUAAAUGUCGGAGUGAUAAAACAUCGAUUUGAGGCGACAGAGGUUAGCACGUCGCCGCUGGUUUCAAUUCAGGACCGGGAUGUUGGGUUAGAAAGCAAGAAGCUUGGUUGAGCGAGUUAUGGGUGAAAAUGUCCUCAGUGAUAAUGUCACUAAUGUAGUGUCUGGUACUCUGCUGUGCUGGGAAGGUUUUAACUCGUAUUCAUGUUUACGCUAAAUGUGCUAACUUGUUAGCACAGGUUCACAUCACCUAGACAUCGCCCAUUCGGUUGCUACACGCAUAUGAUUUUACUUGGCGUGGAAGGGAGGCCGGCGGUCGUUUUACCACAGCUUUUACUUCCUCAUGGCACGAGAGGAAUGCGUUGCACAGUGGAGCAAAACGGGGGACACAUCGACACUGAGGAACAGGAAACCCUUCCCCGCCUCGGAGCAGACCCUCCUCACGCCGUCCGGUCGGGGGUCGUCCGGAGGUGACACCCAGUCCUCCAAUGGGACGUCUGCUCAGUUCUCCUCCAGAGGGAGGUCGAGCCACGCUCCUCCGGGCGGAGGAGUGCCGCUGCUGAUGCUGGUGGCGGGGCUGUCGUUCUCCACACGCCUGCACAAGAUCACAGAGCCCCCUCAUGUGUGCUGGGAUGAGACGCACUUUGGAAAGAUGGGAAGCUUCUACAUCAACAGGACCUUCUUCUUUGACGUGCAUCCUCCUCUUGGAAAAAUGCUGAUUGGCCUCGCUGGUUACAUGAGUGGCUAUGAUGGGACCUUUCCUUUCGUUAAGCCUGGAGAUAAAUAUGACCACCACAACUACUGGGGGAUGAGAGGGUUGUGUGCUGUGUUGGGUUCCUUUCUGCCGAUCUUUGCAUACCUCAUAGUGCUGGAGUUGUCCCGGUCUCACAUUGCUGCUCUCAUCACCGCCACUCUGCUCAUAUUCGACACUGGCUGCAUCACCAUCUCCCAGUACAUCCUGUUAGACCCAAUACUCAUGUUCUUCAUCAUGGCGGCGGUGCUGAGCAUGGUCAAGUUCAACCAGCAGAAACACAGGCCGUUCAAUGCCUCCUGGUGGCUGUGGCUGGUACUGACUGGUAUAAACCUGGCUGGGGCUCUAGGGGUGAAGUUUGUGGGUCUGUUUGUCAUCUUCCUGGUUGGUCUGAACACAGUCUGGGACCUCUGGAGACUUCUGGGAGACCUUAGCCUCUUGCUGGUGGACAUCGCAAAGCACUUACUGGCUCGGGUCGUCGGGCUCAUCCUGCUUCCGCUCUUCCUCUACAUUACGAUAUUCGCCAUCCACUUUGUUGUGCUGAACAAAAGUGGACCGGGAGAUGGUUUCUUCAGCUCAGCCUUCCAGUCCCGUCUCAUCGGGAACAACCUACACAACGCGUCCAUGCCUGAAUACCUCGCUUAUGGCUCCACCAUUACUGUGAAGAAUCUCCGUAUUGCCGGAGGCUACUUGCACUCCCAUUGGCAUUUGUACCCAGAGGGAGUGGGGUCAAGGCAGCAGCAGGUGACAUCUUAUCUUCAUAAGGACUACAACAAUUUGUGGCUUGUUCACAGACCGGAUAGUAAUGAAUCUCAAUCUGGGACCCCUGACCUGGUUCGUCAUGGUGAUAUAAUUCGGCUGGAGCACAAAGAAACAACUCGCAACCUUCACAGCCACCUUCAGGAGGCCCCUCUGACCAAGAAACACUUCCAGGUUACAGGCUACGGCAUCAAUGGCACAGGAGACGCGAAUGACCUGUGGCAGGUGGAGGUGUGUGGCGGUCGGAGGGGCGACCUGGUGAAGGUGCUGCGCAGCAAAGUCCGCUUUCUGCACCGAGCCACCGGCUGCGUGCUUUACUCCUCCGGCAAGACUCUUCCAAAGUGGGGCUGGGAACAGGUGGAGGUGACCUGUAGCCCCUACUUGAAGGAAACUCCAAGCUCUCAGUGGAACAUCGAAGAUCACAUCAAUCCAAAAUUGCCCAACAUUAGUCUGUCUGUGCUGAAGCCCCAUUUUCUGGAGAUCUUACUGGAGUCACAUAUUGUUAUGAUCAGAGGUAACAGUGGCUUGAAACCCAAAGACAAUGAGAUGAAUUCCAAACCCUGGCACUGGCCUCUCAACUACCAGGGACUGAGGUUUUCAGGAGUGAAUGAGACAGAGUACCGUGUUUACCUGCUGGGGAACCCUGUGCUCUGGUGGACGAACCUGGCCUGUCUGGGAUUGUAUCUCAUCAUGGUGGCAGUGGCAUCUAUAGCCCUUCAAAGGGGUUUCCCACUGGGCCCAAAGAGAAUGGAGCACUGUCAUGUGCUCAUGGGAGGAGGAGGACUGCUUCUGCUCGGUUGGAUGCUUCACUAUGCACCUUUCUAUGUGAUGGGCCGCGUCCUCUACUAUCACCACUACUUCCCUGCCAUGCUCUUCAGCAGCAUGCUAACAGGAAUCACACUUGACAUCCUAUUGAAAAGCACAGACUUGCUGCUCUGCCCACCUUAUUCUGAUUGGCUGCAGAGAGUCGGGCAGAUGGUGCUUCUGUUAGCUGUUCUUUACAGUUUCUACCUGUUCCAUCCGCUCUCCUAUGGCAUGACUGGUCCUCUGGCACAUGAGCCGGGCAGCAGCAUGGCUGGCCUCAAGUGGAUGGACUCCUGGGAGUUCUAGUCAGCUCUGCACAAAGAUGACACUAAUGACGAUAUGAUAUACAACAACUGUUCUGAAUAUGACUGACUAAAUCAUGUGUCUCAAACACUUCUGGUUUUAAAAUGUUCAUAAGGUACUGACUCUGCACACUGCUAUACUAUCUGUCCCAAGUAUUUAUGUCUCAACAUUUCCAAGUAAUGUAGUGUAAAGAAAGCUUGAUAAAACGUACUUGAAUCAGUGCAAUAUGAAAGCAAGACCGUCAUGUAGGAUCAUCACCUCGCUGCCUUAACUCACAGCACAUCUAACAUCCUGAACUUGUGGGUGUGUGUACGGCAUGUGUCACGAUAAUAAGCUUAAGUGCCUGAAAGGAGCUGGUGAAGAAAAAUUCGAAAAAUGCUGCAUCUCCAAACUUGACAAAUAAAUAACACUUUUUGUUACAUAGUUGUAGUCUCUCUCACACUAUUUAUGUCAGCAGUUGUCUUAGAGCCUCUGAAAUUUUUGUACUGUGUCCAGCACUGGCUUCUGCUCUGACACUAUAAGACUACUACUGACUCCCAAUGUUGUGUACAUUUCAGUGUGAUCAAUAAACUAUGGUAUUCUUGUA
Molecule: messenger RNA, 3228 nt
Organism: Scophthalmus maximus (turbot)
Lineage: Eukaryota; Metazoa; Chordata; Actinopteri; Pleuronectiformes; Scophthalmidae
Gene: pomt2
Product: protein-O-mannosyltransferase 2
Exons: 21
Coding region: 369-2645 (758 amino acids)
Biological process (GO): protein O-linked glycosylation via mannose
Cellular component (GO): endoplasmic reticulum; membrane
Molecular function (GO): dolichyl-phosphate-mannose-protein mannosyltransferase activity
Source: RefSeq, a predicted model, not a curated record